AUGAUUGUUCACUGAAGAGGUGGGCUGGACAAACACUCUCUGUGUCUUGUAUAGGGCCAUCACCAUAGAGACUUGCUAGAGCUUUACUUUGAACAGCCCUGCCUGCUUAAUAAGGAAGCCAAUUGCAAAGUAUUGAGUGUGUAAAGCACUGAAGCAGAGAAAAGGAUAAUAAACAACCAAAACCAAGGAUACAAAAGGUAUGAGUAGUCUACCCUUAUUCCCUUAAUUUUAAUGCUACCUGAUUUCUAAAAACCAUGCAUGCAUGCAUGUAACAACAACAAAAACACAAGGGAUUGUUUUGGUGUUAUGUUACCCUGGCAUGUUGGGUUAGAACUCUCUGGUUAGUGUGAAAUUGUGUUGUAUAAGGGCAAGACAGGGGAGGGUGACUGAGUGGCUUACAUCUGCAUUUGUUAAGGAAAACUCAUUUUAGAGCUCUUGUGAAUACGGCCAUGUGGAGAGACGAGAGACGUAGGCUCUCACCUUUGGGACACAGGAGUGACCCGGGAUGGGUCGCUGACUUGAGUCGUGAAUCUUCACAGAAUGCUCUUAGAUCUUCAAGUCCCAUUGCUUUCUCAGAUCUUGACUUUUGGGACAACAAGAAGUCUUCAGCAUGGAGUUGCAUAGGAUUAUCUGGAUCAAAUCACCGCUCGGAAAUCAGCAGCAACCAGUAUGGACAGGAAAGUACGGGAUCCCUGGGCAUGCAGAGAUGGCCAUCUGGAUCUCGUCUGGCUCCAGAAGGUGCUCCACGAUCACACUCUACUACUACAGAAGAUUUUAAGCUCAAAGCUGAUCUUGAGAAAAGCAGUAUUAGACGAGUAGAGCUCAUCCAGAGACUGCGAGAGACCAAAAGUCACCUGGAAGCUCAGACAGACCUUCUAAAAACCAGAGAGAUGCAGCUUCAACAAAGCCACAACAUCUCACAUCUUCUGGAACUAAAGCAUAAGCAGCCGUCUGAAACAGUGAGUGUUCUUCAACAAGAUAGAAAAGCAACAGACGAGAGCCGCUUUGAAGAAAGCCGCAAACGAACAGAAUUACAUGACAAGGUCCUGCAGCUAGAGUUGGACAUUUUAAAGAUGAGAUCCAACCUGGAGAGAAGGACUUUACCUACAUCACCAAAUCCAAAACCCCCACUCAGCAACACUUUGCCUAUUACAAAAGAUGAAAUCAUCAGAGAGGGACAAAAGCAGACUGAGAAAGAAAUAAAGAAGCUUAGAGAAGCUCUCAGAAGGACAGAAGAGAGAGCAGAAGAGCUUGAAUAUGAAAAAAAUAAUGCAUUAAGACAGCUUCAGUCUUUUCAGGAGGAAAAUCAAGAAGCCAUGAACCAAAAACAGGAGCAGAACCAAAGACUGAACCAGUCUGUCCAGGUCCAAGCAGAACUAGAAGACCAGUUGAAAGAGUCUUGCAUCCACCUGGAACAAAUAGAGCUGGAAAGAGACAUUUUGUCCUCUAAGACACGAAGGCUGGAGGAUAGUCAACAUGAUCUUAAGGCCAAACUAACUGGAGCUUUAAUGGACAAAGACCGCCUUGUACAGGAAAAGGCUGAGCUCCAUCAGAAGGUCCAGGCUUUGGAGCUGCAAUUGCAGAGGGAGCAGAGAGGGAAGCAGAGCUUCAAUGAGCAAGUCACACACUUGCUCCAUACUGAACUGUCUCAAGUAAAAAACCAAGCCAACAGAGAGAAGAAAGACAACAUAUUCAUGAAAGAGGAGAUGAUGUCCAUGAAAGAGCUGAAUGAAAAGCUUUCAUCUGAUCUGACCAAGGCUACAGAGAGGCUACAGGUAACCUUAAAACAACAACAUGAACUGGAAGCAGACAAACUCAUCCGGAUCAAUCAGAUCGCAGCGUUGGAGACUGAGCGCUUGAAGCUCCUCGGAGAAAAGGAGGAACUCAGGAAAAAUGUUAAUGAUGGAGUUCAGGAUGAGAUUAGAGAGCUGAAGGAGAGAUGCUGCCAACACAGGGAACUGCAGGACAAUCUAAAGCAGGAGAAUCAGAAUCUGCAGGUAAAAUGUCAAGACCUGGAGAAAAAAGUGCAAAUUAUGGAGGCGGAUUGUAAGAGUAAGAAGGAGGAGCUACAUCGUGCAAGGGUGGGGUUUGAACAGAAAAAGGAGGAGUUAAGAAAAAUGGCAGCUCACUGGAAUGAGAGGUGGCUGGAUGUGUCGUUGAUGUUAGCCUCCACACAGGAGGAACUUGAAGAGGUCAAGAAACAAAAGCAAGAAAAUAAUAAAGUUUCUUCUGAAGAGCUGGAUAGAGAGUUGAAGGAGAAGCCGAGGAAGGUGUGGGACACACUAAAAAAUAAAGACACCCAGCUGGUGGAGCACCAACUUAAGUUGCAGUCUGCUCACGGUCAGGUCUCACAGCAGAUUGGUGAGAUGCAGAGACUGGAGCAGCUACUGGAAGAGACAGAUCAUAAACUUAGACAAAAAGAGCAAGAUCUGAAGAACCUUGAGAUACUGAGAGAAACAGAAAAAGCAGAGGCUCAGAUCAAGAUAUUAAACCUCGAGCAGGAGCUUCUUAAAGAUAAAGAUCUGCACUCACAAGCAAAAGUGGUCAGCAAUGAACACAAUCCUGAAGACUUUAAAUCUCUGCAGGCUUUGUUAGAAGAAUACAGAAAGACCACAGAGAAGCUGACGGAGGAGAAAAAUCAUGCUUUACAACAACUGCACGAUCUUGAUCGUUUCCAACAGGUGAAUGCAGUAAAAGAAUCCCCACCAGAUACCAAAAACCAGAAAACUGCUGGUUUGGACCUUGUAGAUCCUAAUGAACAAAGGAGGCUGGUUACUGAGCAGCUCAAAAAUCUGUUCAAAGAGAGAGAGCAACGUGGAGAGAGGUCUCCAGUGUUGCCUAAAAGAUGUGGCUUGCUUGAAAAUGGAGUUCAAAAUCCUGAAAGCAUUAAGCACCCCCUUGUGGCCCCAGCAGGGUCCCUGGCCUCAGGUCUGAAAACCGACAAGGGGACGUCUUCUAAAACUUUUGCUGAUCAUGGGGCAUCAAAGAUGGCUGAUGGAGAAGAGUGCACAAAUGCACGGAUGUCAGCGGUGAGAGGGGAAAUGGAAAAUCUAAAAGAGAGAAAUGAAAAUGUCCUUGAAGCCACAGUAAUAUCUCCUCACCAGAUUGAGACGUUGAAAGCGAGAUCACAGCCGAGAGAUGAUACAACAUUGGUCACUGUACCCCACCUACAAAACUUGGUAAAAGGAAAGAUUCAACAAGAAAAAUCUCUCUUGGGCUGUAAGGAUGGAGCAUUUUUUGCACGACAGAUUGAGAUUUGGAACUCUGAUGUGGAGUAUACAGAAGAGUCCAAUUCAGGAGAGGAGACGGUAGACACACCACUGCUGGAAUCAUAAUAACACAUUGUGAAUGUUAAACGCACACAAGUUUGCUUUCAUUACAAUUGAUACAGUACAACGAACUUAAAUGGCGACAACUAACUUUUAUAAGUUGCCAGAUUUCCAGUUUGGCAAAGAAAUUGUCAAUACUCAAACCAACUUACUAUACAAUUAGACCUAGCAGUUUUUACAUUUUCAGCACUCUUCCCAUGUAGUCUGUUUUUAUUAACACUUUAAUAAAGAGAUAUUUUCAGAUAUUUUUAAUUAAAUGAUACAUAAAGUUGUAUUUAAUUGAUUCAUUACCAUAAUGAAAAUAAUAUUCUGAAAGAUUAGUUUGUAAAACAAUCAGUAUUUAUGUGCAUGUGCUUCAUCUGAGUGAAUGAUAUAAUAAAGCAAUAAGCCCCAAGACGCGAAGCGGAGUGCCUAAAACCCCCUUAGCUGUUAUAAAAUGCACUGUAACCCCACUGCUUCGCGGGGAUUAUUGCUUUUAUAAAACGGUUACUUCAUAUGCAUAACGUUAGCGGGAUUUUAUAAAAUAAAACACAAAUAAGCUGUCAUUAUAUUAGUACAAAUAUUUCUCUUCCGACAAACAAAGUAGUUCAUCACAAUCAAGUGUGACUGAAACAGAGCGUAGUUCCCAAGCAACACAGAUGCAGCAAAGACACAAUGAAAAUAUGAUUUAAGACUGUGGUUUUUAUUUUAUAAACCAACAUUCAUCUAAUUUAUACAUUAACAUUUAUAUCGUGCAACUGUUGAAGUGAUGAUCAAAUAUGCUUGGAAGCAUGCUUAACUCUUUCCCCGUCAGCGUUUUUUUUUUUUUAGUUGCCACCCAGUUUUAGUUUAAUACCUUGCAGA
This is a messenger RNA of Paramisgurnus dabryanus, 4172 nucleotides long. The record is from RefSeq and is a predicted model, not a curated record. NCBI's taxonomy places the organism in Eukaryota, Metazoa, Chordata, Actinopteri, Cypriniformes, Cobitidae.